Molecule: messenger RNA, 1560 nt
Organism: Lasiodiplodia theobromae
Lineage: Eukaryota; Fungi; Ascomycota; Dothideomycetes; Botryosphaeriales; Botryosphaeriaceae
Product: Allantoate permease
Exons: 4
Coding region: 1-1560 (519 amino acids)
Biological process (GO): transmembrane transport; L-cysteine transport
Cellular component (GO): membrane
Molecular function (GO): L-cysteine transmembrane transporter activity
Source: RefSeq, a predicted model, not a curated record
AUGGCGAAGGUUCCCGGUUCCACCACAGAGCCUGUCGAUGCCGAUUCGGCUGCCGCAAGGGCCACGGCAAAGUUGACGGAGCGCUACGCAGAUGAAAGCUACAAACUGUUCCUAAACACCAAAGUCGAUGACCCAACGCCAGAAGAGGCGAAGAAGAUUCGAAACAAAUGUGUUACUUGGAUUCUGUCAUUUCUUUGCAUCGGAUACCACUUGAUGUAUGUGGAUAAACAGACAUUGGGAAGCUCCGCCAUCCUCGGAAUUAUGGAAGAUGCAAAUCUAAACUCAAAUCAGUACAACUGGCUAUCUUCGAUAUUCUAUUUGGGUUACCUUCUGGCUGAGUGGCCACAAAAUUGGGCUUUGCAGAGAUUUCCCGUCGCGAAGUAUCUAUCCAUCAACCUAGUUGUCUGGGGAUGCAUUCUUCUUCUGCACAUACCAUGCAAAAACUUCGCCAGCCUCUUCGUUGUUCGCUUCUUCCUCGGUGUCGCGGAAGCCAGCAUCGUACCCGCAUUCCUACUAAUUCUUUCCAUGUUCUUCACAUACGAUGAGCAGGCAGUACUGAUGCCAUGCAUGUGGGCAAUUGGAAACUCUAGCCCCAUCACGUCGGGUCUGCUGUCGUAUGGUGUUCUAUUCAUCAAGACUGGAGACUUCAACCCGUGGAAAUGGUUCAUGGUCAUCACCGGAGGCCUGACGGUCGUUUAUGGCGGUCUGGUCUGGGUUUUCUUCCCGGACAGUCCGGUGACGGCGCACUUCCUGACCCCUCAAGAGCGGGCGCAGUCCAUCCUCCGCAUCAAAGACAACCACUCCGGCAUUGAGCAGAAGCACUUCAAGAAAUACCAAUUCAUCGAAGCGCUAACCGACCAGAAGACAUGGCUCUUCUUCCUGCACGCCUGGAGCCAAGAGAUGGCCAACGGCCUGACGAACCAGUACUCCCUCAUCAUCAAAUCCUUCGGCUUCACAACGCUACAAACCACCCUCCUCGGCUGCAUCAACGGCGUCACCGCAUUCAUCUCCCUCGCCACCGCCGCACUCAUCCUAUCGAAGACGCGCAACGCCCGCGCCUGGCUCUCCGUCGCCGCAUACAUCCCGCCCAUCAUCUCGUGCAUCCUCCUACUCACGCUACCGUGGUCGAACCGCUGGGGCCUGCUCGCAGCCAUCUGGAUCCGGGCGACGGGCGGGAUUCCCUACAGCGUGGUCAUGGUGUGGGCGGCGAACUGCUCGGCGGGCCACACCAAGAAGACGACCGUCAUCGCCAUGUACCACGUCGGCUACGGGCUGGGCAACAUCCUCAGCCCGCAGCUGUUCCAGCCGCAGUACAAGCCACGCUACCUCGUCACCUGGCACGUCAUCCUCUGGGUCGCCUGCGUCUUGCCAAUGUUCCUCGUGCUCUACCUGCGGUGGUAUCUGAAGACGGAGAAUAAGAGGCGGGAUGAGCUGGACAGGAGAGGAUUGGUGCACGAGGUUGGGGUGGUUGAGCGCGUGGAUGAUGACGGCGAUAGGAGGGAGGAGGUUGUCGAUGCGCGGCAGUUGGACUUGACGGAUAGGGAAAACUUGGCGUUGUAA